Messenger RNA from Cherax quadricarinatus, 723 nucleotides. NCBI's taxonomy places the organism in Eukaryota, Metazoa, Arthropoda, Malacostraca, Decapoda, Parastacidae. The record is from RefSeq and is a predicted model, not a curated record.
GAGACGGAAGAUGUACUAGGAACUUCAGGAAAGGAGCUGCCAGCAGCAAAAUUCACACCGGUGGACUACAUCAUCUUCAGCCUCAUGGUUGUGACAUCCAUCGGUAUCGGAGUAAUCAGCGGCAUCAGGAGCCGCAGUAGAGCUACCACACAAGAGUACCUCUUGGGAAGCAGGACAAUGUCGCCGGUACCUGUAGCAUUUUCUCUACUAGGAGGAGCCAUAUCUGCUAUUACCCUUUUAGGUAACCCAGCGGAGAUGUACUUCUUCGGCACACAACUUGUUAUGAACUUACUGGGAUUCAUCCCGGGUUGUCUCUUCAUUAGUCAAGUCAUCACACCAAUAUUCUACCAACUUAAACUCGUCUCAAUCACUGAGUAUCUUCAAGUGAGGUUUGAAUCACGAUUGCUGAGAACCCUGGGAACUUUGUGUCUGCUGUUAUUUAACUUCAUCUACAUGGGCUUGUGUUUAUAUGCUCCAACUUUGUCACUGUCUAUAGUCACUGGUCUCUCUACGUCCACAUCGAUACUCAUCCUGGGCUUCGUAUGCACAUUCUACAUUACAAUUGGAGGUGUGAAAGCUGUUAUUUACACUGAUGUGCUACAGACGCUGAUUUUGCUCAUCGGGAUGCUGCUGGUUGUGAUCAUCUGUACCACUGAUGUUGGUGGUGUUGGUAGCGUCUGGUCCAUCGCUGAAAGAGGAGGUCGCAUCAUAUUGUUUGAGUGA